UCCCCCCUCCUCCGUCGCACUCACCUUUUGGCCCCAGGAGCCACCGACCUCAACUCCAUUGGUUACUGCCCCCAAUCACGUGACUGAAUGCGCUUGUCCAAGAUGGCGGCGCCCAGGGCUGCUGUUGACAUGCUUCCGCGGCUGUUGAAGGGUUGUGUGACUGGCCAUCAGCGACUCUUCUUUUCAUCAGUUGAUCAUAUCUACUUACAAAAGCACCCAAGCGUUCAUCAAAGAAGAUAUCUCUUUUUCUAUAGACAAAGAAAUACUGCUUAUAGCGUAGUCUGGCCAGCUAUAGUUUCUCCAGCUCAUCCAGUUCCUGAGCAUAUAAAGAAGCCAGACUAUGUGACGACAGGCAUUGUACCAGACUGGGGAGACUGCAUAGAAAUUAAGAACGAAGAUCAGAUUCAAGGGCUUCGUCAGGCUUGUCAGCUGGCCCGUCAAGUCCUGCUUCUAGCUGGGAAGAGUUUAAAGGUUGGCAUGACUACAGAAGACAUAGAUUACAUAGUUCACCAUGAAAUAAUCAGACACAAUGCCUAUCCAUCACCUCUGGGCUAUGGAAAAUUUCCAAAAUCUGUUUGUACCUCAGUAAACAAUGUAGUUUGUCAUGGGAUCCCUGACAGCCGCCCUCUCCAGGAUGGUGAUAUUAUCAACAUUGAUGUCACAGUGUAUUACAACGGCUACCAUGGUGACACUUCCGAAACAAUUCUAGUGGGCAAUGUGGAUGAGUCUGGUCAAAAGUUAGUGGAGGUUGCCAGGAAAUGUAGAGAUGAAGCAAUUGCAGCUUGCAGACCUGGGGCUCCUUUCUCUGUAAUUGGAAACACAAUCAGCCGCAUAGCCCGUCAGAAUGAUUUUCGUGUCUGCCCCUACUUUGUAGGGCAUGGGAUAGGAUCUUACUUCCACGGCCACCCUGAAGUUUGGCAUCAUGAAAACGAAAGCGACCUGUUAAUGGAAGAGGGCAUGGCCUUCACAAUAGAGCCCAUCAUCAUGGAGGGAACGUCUGAAUUUAAGAUCCUGGGGGACAAGUGGACAGCUGUCUCCUUGGACCAUAAAAGGUCGGCCCAGUUUGAGCAUACCAUCCUAAUUGCUCCAAGCGGAGCCCAGGUCCUGACCCGCCUCCAGGAAGAAGAGGAGGAGGAGGAGGAGGAAGGGGAGACCUAGCACACAGGACAGCCCUGGACCCCCAGCCUUCAAGGGGAACCCUCCUUCUGCCCUCCAGACCUGUAACCCAGGGAAGAGUUAGGGACAUGGCUUGCUAUUCCUAAAUCUGCCCACCAUGGACUGGGCAAGUUGGGUGACAUUUUGGUGGACCAGAAGGAAGUUUCUUGGCUGGAGGAGGAGGAAGGAGGAAAGGAAG
This is a messenger RNA of Sceloporus undulatus (fence lizard), 1354 nucleotides long. RefSeq names its product methionyl aminopeptidase type 1D, mitochondrial (gene METAP1D). Gene Ontology annotation, biological process: proteolysis. The transcript has 10 exons. Gene Ontology annotation, molecular function: metalloaminopeptidase activity. The coding region runs from base 88 to 1158 and encodes 356 amino acids. NCBI's taxonomy places the organism in Eukaryota, Metazoa, Chordata, Lepidosauria, Squamata, Phrynosomatidae. The record is from RefSeq and is a predicted model, not a curated record.